ACAUUUGAAAAUUCCCUCCCCCUCAAUCUCUUCUUCGUCGUCUGGAAUUUUUUCAGCGAUCAAACGGUCACCGUUCGCCAUCUGAUACUAACACCCUAUUCCCGAAGGCAGCUGGCUUAAAUUUGUACUGUCAAAAUGCCUAGUGAAGCAAAUCCCAGCCGUUUGAAGGAUUUUAAGAACAAAGGAAGGGAUGUUGAGGAAAUGAGGCGGAGACGUACUGAAGUAAAUGUAGAACUUCGCAAAGCAAAGAAAGAAGAUCACUUGUUGAAGCGUCGUAACCUUGAAGUUGAUGAUGAGCCACUCAGCCCACUUCAAGAACAGAACCGUAUGGCUGCAGCUAACAUGAGCAUUGAUGAUAUUGUCAAUGGUAUCAACAGUGGAGAUGAAAAUAAGGAGAUUACUGCAACUCACGCUGCACGGAAAAUUCUCAGCAGAGAACGUAAUCCACCCAUUGACAUCCUCAUCAAUGCGAAUGUUGUUCCAAAGCUUGUGGAGUUCCUUAGCAGAGUCACAAACCCCGACCUUCAGUUUGAAUCUGCAUGGGCUCUAACCAACAUAGCAUCAGGCACUUCAGAUCAGACAAAAGCUGUUGUAAAUGCUGGUGCUGUUGCUGGUUUCAUUUCUUUGUUGGCCUCUCCUCACCCAGUUGUGGCUGAGCAAGCAGUAUGGGCACUCGGAAAUAUUGCCGGUGAUGGCCCUGAGCUACGAGAUCACGUUAUUGAGCAAGGAAUUAUCAAGCCCUUGCUUGGCUUGAUAAAACCCGAUACUUCGGCUACAUUCUUGCGUAAUGUGACGUGGACUUUGUCCAACUUGUGCCGCAACAAGAAUCCUCCACCCAGCGUCCCAGCAGUCCGGCAACUGCUGCCCGCUUUAGCUCAUUUGAUACACAACACUGACAAAGAGAUUCUUGCAGAUGCAUGUUGGGCGCUUUCUUAUCUUACUGAUGGCCCCAAUGAACGUAUCCAAGAAGUCGUUGAUGCUGGUGUUGUGCCGCGCCUUGUUGCAUUAUUGGAUCAUCCCGAAGUUGCUGUCAUUACUCCUACCUUGCGUACGAUUGGCAAUAUUGUCACUGGAAGUGAUACCCAAACGGACUCGGUUCUCGCUGCUGGCGCCUGCCCGUUGUUGGCCAAAUUGCUUGAACAUUCCAAGAUGAACAUAGUCAAGGAGGCAGCAUGGACUGUAUCGAAUAUUGCUGCUGGUAAUGCCGUUCAAAUUCAAGCGCUGAUCACCAAUAACGUCAUCCGCCCAUUGGUUGAUGUGCUGGGCAAAGGCGACUUCAAGUGCCAAAAAGAAGCCGCAUGGGCCAUCACUAACAUCACUUUAGGUGGCAAUGUUGAGCAGAUAGCUCUGCUAUGUCAGUUUGGAGCCAUUGCACCACUGUGCAGUUUGCUAGAGGCUAAGGAACCCAAGACUAUCCUGGUGGUAUUGGAUGGCCUAGCCAAUAUUUUGGCCGCUGCAGAGAAAAUGGGUGAACUAGAAAAGGUCUCGCUUCAUGUUGAGGAGUGUGGUGGCCUUGAUCGCGUGGAAGCUUUGCAGAGCCAUGACAAUGUUGAAAUUUAUCAUAAAUCGUUGGCUAUUCUUGAACAAUACUUCUCCACCGAGGGCGAUGAAGACUCGGAGCUGGCGCCAUCUACAUCACAGGGCGGAAAUUUCGAAUUUAGCCAAACAUCUCAAGCCCCUGAAGGAGGUUUCUCUUUCUAAUUUUGUAAUCUACAUUCUAUUUUUCUGCCUUUACAACGGUAAAAAUAUUCUUCAACGCUGUCCUAAUUAUUAGUUUUGGUCUCCCUUUAAAAAAAAAAUUUCUUUCAAAUUGUUUUUUAAUUGAAGUUGCCAUUUGCAUUCAUUUCUGUCCAUGCACGACUUCUUCUUUCCUCUUUCCUAUGCGCGAUAAACGAGCAAUACAAAACAACUCAAUUGAGUAAAUGAGUUGGAAAACUGCUGGUUUUUUCGAUGUUUAACCAGUCGAAAUAUCCAAUGCGGCUUGUCAAUCUUGUAUAAUAAACCCGGCAACGUAGCC
Molecule: messenger RNA, 2017 nt
Organism: Daphnia carinata
Lineage: Eukaryota; Metazoa; Arthropoda; Branchiopoda; Diplostraca; Daphniidae
Product: importin subunit alpha-1-like
Exons: 8
Coding region: 136-1701 (521 amino acids)
Biological process (GO): NLS-bearing protein import into nucleus
Cellular component (GO): cytoplasm; nucleus
Molecular function (GO): nuclear import signal receptor activity; protein binding
Source: RefSeq, a predicted model, not a curated record